Molecule: messenger RNA, 1128 nt
Organism: Penicillium lagena
Lineage: Eukaryota; Fungi; Ascomycota; Eurotiomycetes; Eurotiales; Aspergillaceae
Gene: rgsB
Exons: 3
Coding region: 1-1128 (375 amino acids)
Biological process (GO): intracellular protein localization
Cellular component (GO): plasma membrane
Source: RefSeq, a predicted model, not a curated record
AUGGCGACCGAAUCCUUCUCCGACGUGCAGCAGCGCAAUCGCCUCCCGACGCUCUUUGAAGUCCUCAGUCGUCGGACCCUCGCUCCAGUGGAUCUCUUUUCCUUCUACAUUUAUAUGCGAGAUCAGCAACGGUCCGUGGAUUAUCUGGACUUUUGGCUCGAUGUCUCACAACACAUGUCCCUGUGCCGUCACUAUGUCCGUGAAUUGCGCCGCUCCGUCUUGGUUGCAACCCCCGAUAUGGAGAAGAAUGACAGCAAACGCUCAUCCGCGAUGCUAGAGAACUUGGAGAACCUGAGGGAUAUUUCGCUGGGGGAGGCCGGUCCUUCUCGUCUGCGGGACGGAUUCCAGGAAGACGAGAAGGAAAGAGAUGCCACCCACCGGCUGUCCGCGUUCCUGCGCUCAGAAGGCAACGGUUCGUCUCACUCACCGCAGAACAGUCUGGGAUCUACAUCGGCGUACCGCACCCCAUCCAACGACCAGCAGGCACGUCCCAGCACGGGAACUCGCAACAACGACCACUUCAACUCUCCUGGACACACAGUAGCCCGUCAGGAUAUCCGGGCCAGUGCCGAGAAGAUUCUGUACACUUAUCUGCUCCCUGGCUCCGAACGAGAAAUUGUCUUGCCCGAGACCAUGGUCUCAACCGUCAUUAAUCUUAUCGAGGACGACGGUCGUGACGACCCCGAGGUUUUCGAUCCAGCCAAGGACUAUGUGUUCCAGGCUAUGGAACGCGAUGCCUUCCCAGGAUUCUUGCAGGCCAAGGCUUUGGGGAACAUCGUGCCCUUGAGUAUCCUUAUACGCUUGAUUUUUGCUCUGAUUGCCUUCUUUGGUGGGUUCUGGGGUGCCUUUUAUGUGGUACUGCGGAAUAAGCCCCGCGAUGUUCGUUGCUGGGUGAUCCUCCCAUUUGCUGUUGCAGCAUAUUUCAUCGUUUCGUACCAAUACAAGAUCGACCCUGCCAUGGCAUUCCUGGGCUAUAGCGAAUACACGUUUAUGAACUGGGCGCCAAUUCGCGAGCCCUAUGUCCGCCGUCUCCUGAAUAAGCGUGCUCUGGUGACGAUGCUGGUCGUUUUCAUUACGGCCGCGGCUCUGAGCAUUCUAUUUAUCUUCGUUCCCGGCACCAUGCUGUGA